GAUCAGGCGCGUUGUUGAUCGUUUCAACUGCACUCCAACUUGAGCUGGAGCUAACUAUCCAAUGAUUGACUCGAGGAUGCUUUCCAGGGUCGCUGGGCCCAUGGUCAACCAAUCUGACCUCCCAUUCCGGACUCUCGUGCAGCGCUACAACACGACCCUGGUCUACACGCAGAUGCUCAAGCCUGACCGCCUUUUAAACGACCGCGACUAUCUAGAUUUUCAUUUGCGGGAUCUAUCACUCCUCCCUGCCACUGAAGAGCAUCCCGUAGUAAUACAGCUUUGCGGCAACGAUCCUCAGCAGAUCGUUGAUGCGGGGCGGAAAGUGCAGAACUAUUGCCAAGGAAUCGACCUGAAUUUGGGGUGUCCGCAACAGUCAGCUAUGGACGAACAUUUCGGAGCGUACCUGCUCAGCCCACGGGAUUGGCCCCUGGUGGAAAAUAUCGUUUUGCUCAACAGUUUCGUGCAUGGCUCAUUCUUUCACCGUACCAAUCUCCGCCAAACUGCGACUGUGCCAGCCAGCUACGAAGACCAGCGAAUUGGCUCAGCGGCUGGAAGCAAACGGCGUUUCUUGGCUCACUUUGCAUGCCCGCACAGUCUCUGCGAGACACAGACGCCACGGUCCAGCUGAUCUCGCUCAGGUUAAGAUUCUGAAAGACGUUCUUCGAGUCCCGGUCGUCAGCAAUGGGAAUGUUCGCACUUGGGACUGUCUUCGUCGAAAUUUGGAUGAAACUGGAGCUGAUGGGCUUAUGGUUGCAGAAACUCUGCUGGGCAAUCCGUGUCUGUUCUCAGAUAAUCGUGUUCCACCUGAUCCCGUUGUGAUUUCUCUCGAGUACCUUGCGCUGUGCAAGGAACUGGACACGGCCUCGCUCCCAACAAUCGCUGCACAUAUCAAGAAUAUCCUGGGGUUCCAAUGUGAUCGGAAACCUUGGUACAACGCCUUCAAAUUAUUGUUGAGAAAAUGCACAGAUCUGGCUGAGAUCGAGGCCUUGCUACAGGGACAGGUUGGACGAUGGAGACGCGGGUCCGAGCCAUCGAGUGUACCAAUCGCUGCGGAGCCAGAUUCAGCAUCUGAUGGUAUCGAAGAUUUGUUCUUAUAACGUCUGGUUUAGUUCGUUUUGAAGCGUUACCGAUGUACCCCCACAACUGGCUCAACUUGGCUCAACUUGCUUCUAACCAGUUGAGAUCUGUCAAGGUCUCUACGGUAGUUCCACUCCUCUCAUGCGUCGGAUCACAGGACGCGUUGUCUUUCGCUGCUCCAGCCACGAACGGAGCUCGUGUUCGGACCCCGAAGAGAUCGAGGCGACGGUGGACCUCUUUCUCAGCCGUGGCCACCACGAAGUACGCCGGCGCCAACGAGCAACUUUUCGGCAAUAUGGACUGGAAGACCAAGGGGGUGUUGAUGGAGACCAAGCUAUUCUCUGUGCCGCCCGAACUGGGGCUCAAGCACAUCGGCGAUCAUUCGCCUGAAAGCAUCCGCAAGUUCUGCCAGAUGUCGCUCGACGCUCUCAAGACUGACCAGGUUGAGAUGUGGUAUCUGCACGGCCCUGACCACCGCAACUCUUUCGAAGAUUCGCUGCGCGCGGUCAACGAACUUUACAAGGAGGGGAAAUUCAAACGCCUGGGCAUCAGCAACUACACCGCCUGGGAGGUUGCCGAGAUCGUCGGGAUCUGCGAACGGCAUGGAUGGGUGAAGCCUACGGCAUACGAAGGACUUUACAACGCGAUCCACCGGGCGGCGGAGCCAGAAUUGUUUCCCUGUCUUCGCAAGUUUGGGAUUGCGUUCUACGAAUACAACCCACGUCAUUGGCGGAGGCUUCUUCACUGGGCGUUACACCGGCGCAGACAGUGGAGCGGACCCUGGGUCUCGCUUCGACAGCAGCCAUGCAGCUGGCACGGCAAGUCGCACGCUUCCAUCUGCAGCUCUCUGAUCUCAUCUGUGUUCCAGAUGUACCGGAAGCGCUACUGGAAUGACAACUACUUUGAAGCGCUUGCCGAGAUCAAACAGGUUGGCGAGAAGCAUGGGCUCACGCUGCCCGAGAUUGCGCUGCGCUGGAUUAAUCACCACUCUCUCAUGAAAAGGGAGCACGGUGACUCGAUCCUCAUCGGUGCUUCUCGGAAGUCGCAUCUAGAACAGAAUCUCGUCGAUCUUGAGAAGGGACCCUUGCCGGAGGAAGUGGUCAAGGUGCCGGACGACAUGUGGGACAUGAAGCUCGAAGACGUUUGCUCAAGCUAUGCCUUCCAAAUAACAUAUAAGGGUGACGUAUCCAGCGUAGAGAAAAGCAACAGCGAGGACAAUCACAACCACAGCAAUGACGAGGCAGAUGAUCAGCACCCAGCUCAUGUCCCGGUGAUGGCUCUGGUUGCCGCCACCGUCUGUGCUCGCCAUGAUUUGGGGCACCUUCGGCGCGGCAAGAACAUCGGAUGUGCCGACCAGUUGAUCCCACGGCGCCAUCCCAAACUUGCCCUGGACGAUGGCCGACGUCAGCGAGAUGGACGACAUGGAAAGAAAGGCGCUGGGGCUGCUGAAGUUCGCACUGAAAUUCCAGGACUGGUCGGUUAUGACAGUAUCCGAGCUGCCGUCCGAGUAGUCGACUUGCAUCGCUGCGAUGAGCCCAGCAAACGACAGUUGGGGCGUCUGCAUGUCGUAGAGGAAAUUCUGCGCUAUGAUAUCAAAGACGAGUGA
Molecule: messenger RNA, 2683 nt
Organism: Mycena citricolor
Lineage: Eukaryota; Fungi; Basidiomycota; Agaricomycetes; Agaricales; Mycenaceae
Source: the annotation of a GenBank genome assembly